CGGCCAGUUGGCAAUGGCGGCAGUACCCAGUCAGCCAAAGCCACUUUCGAGCAUUGCUCCGCAUCUUGGAAUCAUCAUGCUCACAAUUCUGCUUACUCGGACCUGUGUUCAUGUCCAUGCGGAUAGCAGCAGCAGCAGCAUUAGUACUACUCAAACACCUGCAGGAGAGGAUACUUCUCAAACACCUGCAGGAGAGGACACUUCUCAAACACCUGGAGCGGAGGACACUUCUCAAACCGUAUACAGCACCGGAAACACUCAUGAUCAUGUUGAUAUAACUGUCGAGGCUCGAGAACGUAUCAGCAAGAUGACGGAUGAGUAUGAAGUAGUGCAUAUCGACAUGACACAACACCUUAGUGAUGUUGAGCAUGUCAGCAAUCGUGGCAAGAGAGAUGCCACAGCACAAGGACAACAUGAUGAUCAGUCUAGCAGUGAGCAUGUACAUGUACACCAUCCGCCAACCAGUAGCUUCCAAAUACGGGCAUUUGGAAAGACGGUGACAUUAGAUCUGAAGCAGAAUACUGAGCUGAUUCCUGCUUCGUUUAAAGUCUUCACAUUCAAUUCAAUCGAUGAGAGUCCUGUGAUUACUCGUGGAGCAGUCAACUGUUAUUACCAUGGGACAGUGCGUGGCUUGCAGAACAUCAGUCAUGCUCAGUCCACCCUUCACAAACACAGGAAACGGCAGCAAAGUAGUACUGAUGCCAAUGAAGAGAGCAGCGCCACUGUGAUAUCUACAUACGCCGCUGUGAGCACAUGCAAUGGUUUGAGUGGAUCAUUUGGUUUUGAACAGUAUGCUGGCAAUGGAGAUGAGGAUCCAGCCACAGCUAGCAGCAGUGGCAAUGAGCAAGGUAAAGCGUACUCCGAAAGAUAUAUGAUUGAACCACUGGUCAGCCAGACAUCUAAACCUGGUACGUAUCCACACGCCGUCUUCAAAGAAUCCACAUACAAGAUGAGCAGAGACGAUCCGUUGAAAGGAGGGUGUGCGACACACUGGAAUAUAUCGGCUACAAAGAACACCAGCAGAGAAACUGCAGGUGAGAAGCAGCGGUGGGAUUUUCCUGAUGACGGGUUGGCUGGUUUAGCUUCAGCAACACGCAAACGUGUGAAGAGGAGUAGCAGUACAGGAGGAGGACGAGAUCCAACAUUGUAUGUGGAACUUGCUGUGCUUUCUGAUUACUCAUUUACCAAGGCACGGGGUUAUCUGGACAGGGGUACUGGUAAACUAGUUGAGGAAAUACUACUGCUUGUAAGCGUGGCUGAUUAUGUGUUCCAGAGACUUAAUAUCCGCAUUGUCCUUAGUGCAGUGUUCAUAUAUCAAGCGCCCGGCGCCCCUUUCUUCCUGCCUGAUGAUCACACUGACGACGAUAUGUGGAAUGCACUUAGGCACUUCAACCAGUAUACCUUGAAGCAUCUAGCACAUUACAAUGCUGUUCAUUUGUUCACCAGCACUGGGUGGAAGAAGUCUGAAGGCUAUGCAUCCUUAUCUUCAGUAUGUCCGAACACGCCGUGGUCACUUGGGAUAGACAGUAACAGAGAGACUUCGUGGCGAAUCAGACCAUAUGUCUUUAUUCAUGAAAUUGGACAUAACAUUGGUUUCAAGCAUGUUGCGCAUUCUUGUAAAUGCAACGCCGAAGUGUGCCCCUUCGGUCAUAUCAUGGCGCCAAAUGGUGGCGGUAAUUGGAGCGAUUGCACAAAGGCCAGACUGGAAUGGUUGCAUGCUCAGGGCUGGCGGCUCAGGUGCUUGCUGAACAAGCCUGAACCGGCGUUAUCUACACCUGUGUGUGGCAACGGCGUUGUGGAGAGAGGCGAGGAGUGUGACUGUGGCCAACAGAAGUUCUGCAAGGAUUACUGCUGCGUUGCCAGAACGUGUCGUUUCAAGAUCUCUUACAGACUGGGCAAACUCCAGUGUAGUUCUGCCCAUGCAUGCUGUGCGCGUAAUUGUACUUUGCUGAAGGCCGGCACGCUCUGCCGACCAGCAAAAGAUUUCUGUGACCUGCCUGACUUCUGUGACGGUACGAAUGCCGAUUGUCCGAAAGAUGACUUAAAGCAGGCUGGAGUGCCAUGCAUCGCAGCGGAAGAACCCGGCGCUUGCUAUGAUGGUUCUUGUAGAAAUGUAGAGAAGUCGUGCAAGACCAUUGUGAAAAGAAAUACAUCCAGAUCAGACCACUGCAACGUGUUCAAUAGACAUGGUGAAGAGCAUGGGCAUUGUCAUUAUGACGACAGCACAGGUACGCGGAAGUAUUUUCCCUGUAAGCCAAAGGAUAUUGGCUGCGGAGUUCUGUGGUGUGCUGCGCCAUAUCCUCAAAAUACCUCAUGCUAUCGGGCUAUUAGGUAUGACUUGAGGCCUUUGCCUCUCUAUGAUCAAUUUUACGUUGACGAUGCGAGCCCCUGUGGACCCGGUCUUGUCUGCUGGAAUGGGUCGUGUGUGAACGCAUCAGCUCUCUGGCAAUGCCCCAAGACCAAUGGUGCUGGUUGUUCGGGACACGGCACCUGUACUUUUGACAACGUGUGUCGUUGUGCUGUAGGUUGGCAUGGAAACAACUGCCAGUACUCCGGCAAGCAAGUUGCCAUUCCUAGUACUGUCGCCAUGCCAACAAGUCCUGAAGAUAAAGUCACUCACACCACUGCUAUAAUGUCAACAAGUCCUGAAGAUAAAGUCACUCACACCACUGCUAUAAUGCCAACAAGUCCUGAAGAUGAAGUCACUCACACCGCUGCUAUAAUGCCAACACGCAUUGAAGAUAAAGUCACAGAUAACUCCACAACACCAAGAGAUGCUGAGCAUAGAGUGUGUACUCCCGAGAAUGGCUGUCAAUGUGACCCUGGCUGGUCUGGAGCGCACUGCCAACACUUUGACAAGAACUCCGAUAUCAACAGCGGUCCCGUAUCAGGAGCAGGUGCCUUGUCAGCCGGAGGUGUUGCUGGUCUAGUUAUUGGACUCCUGUUGGCAAUGUUGCUUUGCGCCGCCAUCACCACUGCCGUUCUGAAGCGCAGAGCCGCCGUUCAGUCUACUCCGCGCCGCUCUUCAUCUCAUCCUUUUCUCAAUGUUUCAGGAGCCGUGCAGCGCGCGAGUGUUACAUCUGACGAUGCGGCCAAUCAAACUGUGGUGUCCGAUGUCUGCAUUCAAGCUAACUUGCCCGGCACGAUAGAACCUCGACAAGUAUCAGGGCCUGAGUUGGCAAUUGAGUUUCUCUUAAACACUACAGGCACUAUUGUCCAUUAUUGUAAGAGACAUUUUGGUCAUAAUCAAUCUCCAUCUGAUCCGCAGCAGCCCACAGCUCAACCAACACAGCCUCCAUCACGACCCAAUCAGCCUCCAUCACGACCUGCUCAACCUCCAUCACGACCGACCCAGCCUCCAUCACGACCUAAUCAACCUCCCCCGCGGCCAGCUCAUCCGCCAUCGCAACACAGUCAAACUCCACUUGAACCUGAACAGUCGGAAUUGCAUCACCAAGCUGCUUGUCCAGAUCUUCUCGUCUCACCCAGCCCUAGUCUUCUCGAGUUCUCUAGUCCAACAGGUAGUGUUCAAAUCGAUAUAGAUGUUUGAGGAGACGGAUGAUGAUUGGCCGCCUAUUCCCCCCCCCCCUCCCCCGUUGCCAUUGCCAACAAUUCCAAUGUUGCUUCUUUUCCCGCGCCCUCUUUCUGUGUGUGUGUGUGUGUGUGUGCGUGUGUGUGUGUGGGUGUGUGUGCGAUUGUUGUGUGCAGGCGCGUGCCCCGUAUGGGUUCUUGGGUGCCCGGAACCCCCCAUUUUUCGCUCAAAAUGCAGGGUUUUGCUUCAUUUUUUGAACAUUUUCCCGGGGGAGGCCCCCGAACCCCCCCCCCCCUUGAAGGGCACCGGCGCACGCGACUGGUGUGUGUGAUUGUGUGCGAUUGUGUGUGUGUGUUUGUGUGUGUGUGUGUAUGUGCAUCGAUUUGCAAUCGAUAGGUUGCGGGUUCGAUUCCCGAUGAUUAUGGUCACACACGUCUUUCUUCUCUUUCUCAGACUCCUCCUGACUUUUCUUUCAUUCUCCUGGGUGGUUACCAACAGCCAGUGCAUACCGGAGUAUGUGGUGUGAUGUGUGUGUG
This is a messenger RNA of Sycon ciliatum, 4068 nucleotides long. RefSeq lists its product as uncharacterized. Gene Ontology annotation, molecular function: metalloendopeptidase activity. The record is from RefSeq and is a predicted model, not a curated record. NCBI's taxonomy places the organism in Eukaryota, Metazoa, Porifera, Calcarea, Leucosolenida, Sycettidae. Gene Ontology annotation, biological process: proteolysis. The transcript has a single exon. Bases 14 to 3550 code for a protein of 1178 amino acids.